GUCGCUGCGUUCAGACGUUGUCGCGCUUCAAACUCGACUCGAAUCGGCAUCCGCGAGAUACUUUAUAGCAAUCCGUAGCUGCAAAAACAAAAACAAAAGAAGGCGCAAGAUCAAGUUUCGGACCCUAGCGUCAACCGUUGUGCGGUUUCGAGUGUGUGUGUGUUUUUUGCGUGCGUUGGCCAAAACCAAAAAUAUAUCCGUGGAAUAGUUGGCCACAAAUGGUCAUUCCACAUUAGUUCCAAGAACGCGAGCGGAGCGGACUGAGAGAGCAAGAGCCAAGUGAUCGAAUUGUACCGAAACUGUGUCGUUCUACAUGUGCCAAAUACUCGCGUAAGCACCAUCGAAACUCGCACCUAACGGAUACGGAUAUACCUAACGGCACUGAAAUUAGCCACGGCAACAUGUUGCCGUUGCUGUUGCUGCUUUUUCUCAGCCUGACCGCUGGCCAGCUGGUCAACCAGCCGCCGCAGUUCGUCCCCGGAACGGGCGACAUGUCCCGAUUCAGCCUCUCGGAGAACACGCCCGUCGGCAGUCCCGUCUUCCAGCUGAAAGGAACUGAUCCGGAAGGAGGUCGCCUGAAGUACAGUAUCAGCGGACCCGUUUUCUCGGUGGAUCGCGAGACGGGAGUGGUGCGCCUGCGCCAGGAGCUGGAUCGAGAGACCCAGGACACCGUCGAGGUGAUCAUCAGCAUCACAGACGAAGGUGUCUAUGGCACAGAACCCAACACCGUCUCCCAAAGGCGGGUGAUUCCUGUACGGGAUUACAAUGACAACCAGCCGACUUUCCUGGGCAGACCAUACACCGCCAGUGUCAGUGAAUCCCUGCCCGUGGGUUCGGAGAUCAGUGUGGAGCCACCCAUUGUGGUCGUGGACCGGGACGAGGGCAUCAACGCAGAGGUUCAGAUGAAGUGUGUAGAGGAAAACGACAUUUGCGACAUCUUUGAGGUGCGGGCAGUGAAAAUAUCCGACGGAAACUACACAGCGCGAGUGGCGCUGAAGCAACAGCUGGAUUUCGAGAGCCGUCCCUCGUACAUCUUGACCAUUUCGGCCUCGGACAGUGCUUUGGAUAACCGCCUUUCCUCCGUGGCCACCAUUUCGAUCAAUGUGAUCGACAUCCAGGAUCAGUCGCCAAUCUUUACCAAUGCUCCGUACUCCGCGACAGUGCCGGAGAACACUCCCGCCGGAGUGAGCAUUCUGACGGUCAAGGCUGUAGAUGGAGAUGUGGGCAUACCAAGGGAUAUAUUCCUUUCUCUGGAAGAUGAACCCUUCGGGCACUUUGAGCUGGUACCGUUUGGAGAUCCUCGCGAGGGAACUGCAGUACUGCAGACCACCGCAGAGCCACUGGAUCGUGAGAACGCUGAGAUCCUCCAAAAUGGUGGGGUAUAUGUGUUUUCCAUAAGAGCCACUGAGCUGAUCGAUGGAGCUAUUCCCGCCGAGCACUCGCUGACAAGAGUAACCAUUGUGGUCACCGAUGUGGACGAUCACCAGCCCACCUUUAGUGGACCGCACUUCAAUGUCUCCAUAACGGAAAAUCUGGCUAAUGGAAUGCCUCUGCCGGGACUCUCGAUCUUCGUGGAUGAUCGCGACAUGGGCGAGAACAGUCGCUAUGAGCUUUCUUUGCGGGAUGUCUUCAAUGCGGCCAGAGUAUUUGAAGUCUCUCCCACUGAUUCUCAAGGCCGGACACCAGUGGUUGUCAAGGUGUUGAAUGCUAGUCGCUUAGAUUACGAUGUUGCCGAUCCGGACCUGCGACGAUUUGAGUUCGAUCUUGUGGCUUCCGUCAAGGGCGUGGAGAAGGCCAAGACCCGAGCAGAGAUCCAUCUGCUGGACGCUAAUGACAAUGCACCUGUGUUUGACCAAGGCACCUAUCGUUUUACGGCAGCUGAGAAUCUUCCUGUGGACGCUGUAAUCGGACACGUAAAAGCCACUGAUUUGGAUUCCGGUGAGUUUGGACACGUUCGCUACGUACUCAAGGGCUUCGGUGCGGACAACUUCUAUGUGAAUCCGGAAACCGGAGGCGUUUACCUGCUCAAACCUCUGGACUACGAAAAGCAGAGCAGCUACAGCCUCACAGUGGUGGCCAUCGAUGGAGGGCAGCGGGAGGCCAAUGCCAACUUGUUCAUCGGGGUCACCGAUGUGAACGACAAUCAUCCAAACUUCGAGAGCAAGGAAUACAGUCGAACUAUUCGGGAGGGUGCAGCCCUCUUUGAGCCGCAGUUCUUCGUGCGUGCCCACGAUACAGAUGGUCCCACCCAGGGAAAUGGACGGGUUAAGUAUUCCAUUGUGUCCGAAAACAGCAUUGCUGGAAAUGUAUUCCGCAUAGAGCCGGAUACGGGCGAGAUUGUCAUUCAGAAAGCAGCGCGAUCCAUGGACACCGAGAGGGGUGAAUACGAACUGGUGGUUUCGGCCACUGAUUUCGGCAUUCCUCCCUUGUCCAACACCACUCGCGUUUUGGUACGCGUUGGCAUUUCCGGCAAUCAACGGCCCAUCUUCCGAGGACACUUUCAGAACAUGGAGAACCUACCCAUCAUUGGCCCGCCCAGUUACCGAGUCUCGAUUCCCGAGAACGCCGCUGCAGGAUCAAAUGUCACCUCUGUAUCUGCCCACGAUCCGGAUGGUCUGGACAGCCUGCUGCGGUACAGGAUUGUGGGUGCCAACGACAACUUUGAGAUUGAUGAACUUUCUGGCUUAAUCACUGUGUCGCCACAAGCCCGCAUCGAUCGCGACUCGAACAUGAACAGCUUUGAGAUCAUAGUGAACGCAGUGGACUCCGGAACUCCAAUCCCGGAAACGGCCACCACUACGGUUUAUGUUAAUGUGAAGGACAUCAAUGAUGAGCGCCCAAAGUUCGAGCAGAACAGCUAUGCGACGUACGUGUCCGAGAGGACAGCCGUGGGUGAGAGUGUCCUUCGGGUGAAGGCAACCGACAAGGAUCUUAAUUCGAAAUUGGAGUACAGUAUGGUUGGUCCAGUUGCUGCUACCACAAAAGCGGGCGUAAGCAUAGCCAAUCGCAGCAACUACCGACUGCAGGAGGCCUUCCGAGUGGACAGUCAUAGUGGUGAGAUCUUUGUCAAUGGAACGCUUCGUCACGAUGUGGCCGCCAUCAUCAUCUUCACCGUGGGUGUGCGAGAUCUCAAUGCGGAGGUGGAUCCCGAGGGACAGGUGGACUUCACAGAAGUUACCGUGUACGUGCAGUCCUUCCAGGACACCAAUCCGGUGUUUAAGAAUCCCGGCUGGACCAGCUCAAGACCGGUGAUCGAUGUUAAGAUCAAAGAGGAAAUGCCCAUCGAUAGUGCGCUGUUUAUUUUGCAGGCGGAAGAUCCUGUCACCAGACAGCCGAUCACCAGUUUUGAGUUGGUGGAACCCAAACAGGUGGACUAUUUCCAAGUGGCGGAGCGAACCGGAGAGGUGAUACUCAAGAAGCGGCUGGACUAUGAGGCGUUGGGCGAAACUGGUCCGGAGUUUGAGCUGCAAGUUCGCGCUAAUAGUGCCGAUCGACAAAGAAGCACUGUCAGUCGAGUCAACAUCACCGUGGAGAACGUGAAUGACAAUAGCCCGCACUUCGAACGGACCUCCUAUCAAGCCACCAUCAUCGAGAACAGGCCUCAUCCGGAGCGAGUCAUCCGGGUGAGAGCUAUAGACAAGGACGCGGUUCUUAAUGCCCGUGAUGAGCGAUUGGGCUACCACAAGAUCAUCUACUCACUGCAGGGCGAGCACGCCAUGCUAUUCGAUAUUAACAAUACAACUGGGGAAAUUAUAGUGGCUAGUGGUCAGACCAUCGACAGGGAGCGCACACCCAGGAUUCAGCUGCAGAUCAAGGCGGAGGACUCUCCUGGUCGUCCCACGGAUGCCAAACAAAGCGUAGUGGAGCUACAGAUAGAGGUUUUGGACGUGAAUGACAACGCUCCGGAGUUUACCCAGAAGAAAUACAGCACUGUGAUUCCGGAAAACGCGCAGAUCGACUCGUUUGUCCUCCAGCUGGAAGCCGUGGAUGCGGAUGAGGGUCUGGGUGGCGAGGUGCGCUACGAGUUGGUUAACGAGGGUGAAGCCAAUGGACUUUUCAAGGUCGAUCCCAAGAGUGGUCUGAUCUCCACCCGACGCAAUCUUACCGGCAAGGGCCGCGCACAUCCCUAUGUACUAAUUGUUCGUGCCCAGGACAACGGCAACCAGUUGCCCAAACAGCCCACAUUAUCCACCGACACCGAUGUCAGGAUCUACAUAGGGGAUGUGAGCGCCAAUGAUGGCGUGCCCUACUUCUUGUCUCCUCGGGUGGGACAAAUGGCAAAUGUCACAGAGAAUGCUGUUACUGGAGCUCCAGUAUUUCAAGUCAUUGCCAGCGAUCCGGAUGAUGAAAACACCCCAUCCGGAACCAUUACUUAUCGCAUUUUGCCGGAUACUCCAGACGCCGAGGCCUUUGUCAUAGAUGCUCACUCAGGAUUGAUAACAACCAAGCAAUCAAUGGAUCGGGAGACAAAGGACACGUACAGGAUUCUGCUGGAAGUAAGUGACAAUGGACAGCCCAAGCAGUCGGUGACGAGGAUCCUUCAAAUUGCUGUCCUGGAUGUGGAUGAUCACGAACCGCGAUUCGCAAGAGAAGUUGACGCAGGACCCUUGAGCAUGACGGUAAGAGAAGAGGAACCGGCUGGCACCAUUGUCGGUAACUUCAGCGCUUUGGACGACGAUCUCGGCGAGAAUGCGGCCAUUGAUUAUGUGAUCAUCGAUGGAAAUAAUGAACAAUUGUUUACGAUAGAGCGAAACAACGAAAGUCUGGCCAUUCUCAAGACCCAAAAGCCUAUUGACCGAGAGCAGGUUGAGUCCUUUACUCUGACGAUUAAGUGUCUAAAACUGGGCGAACCUGGCUACAAGUUUAUUGGAGAUCCCUAUGAUCGACAGGAUCCUUCACAUUUGCGAAUCAACAUUCGAGUACUGGACAUCGACGACAAUCUGCCGAAAUUCGAGCAGCCAGAUCCCACUGUGGGUAUUAGGAUCAAUGUGCCUAUUGACACUGUGGUGACCACGUUGAAAGCCAGUGAUGCCGAUGCGGAGGCUCCGCCCGUUGGUCUUUCCAUUGAGAACGUGACCUUUGUGCCGCAGUUCUAUAAGAGAAGUCGCAGCUUGGCCGUCGGUAACCUGCAGAAUCUCUUUACCUUGAACAAUCGGACUGGCGAACUGAGAACUGGAGGUUCCUUCUCUGAUUACGUGGAUGGAUACUUCUUAUUGCGGGUGAUGGCCAACAAUUCAGUACAACCCAAACGUCAAGCCCACAGCAAUCUCAAGGUGUUUGUAAUUCGAGACAAAUCUCUGCUUAAGUUCGUCUUUGCCCGACCUCCAAACGAAAUCCAGCACAAUAUCCGACCGUUCCAGGAGCUGUUGCAGAAAAAACUGAAGCCCCUGGGAUUGGAGUUGCACGUCUUGGAUACACAGGUCUUCACCAGACCCGACAUGAGUCUGGACUUUACCGCCACCAGCUCCUGUUUCCAGAUGUUCAAGAAUGGAGCUGCCUUGUCCUUCAACGAGAUGCAGAAGCUGAUGAACUCACAGCAGCUGCGUCAGGAACUGAUAGAUAUAUACGCCGCCUACGGGGUUAGUGAGGUGGAAUCCUGCUCGGUGAGAAGGACUCAUGCUGCAGCUAUUUUUGCGGGAAUGCUCACCUCGGCGGGAGCCUGGCUGGUUUUCCUGGCCGCCCUCAUAGGUCUGGCUGCCUUGGUUUCCCUGUGCACAGCCUGCUGUUUGAAGAAAAAACUAAAGCGGCACAGUAAGCGCAGUCUUCAGGCAAGCUUACGCACUCCCACGGAGCACACACCAACCUCGUAUAGUUACUCCAUGCCCGCCGUGCUCUACUCCGAACCCAUCUACGGGCCCUUGUAGCCGCAGCUCAUCUUCUGCACGGGAAGGUCCAGGUUCAACCACUGACCACCAACCUAGUAGACUAGUGCCCAAGACUCAAGCCCCCUUUGCACCAGCGGAGAUCUCCGAAUCCCCGAGUCUCCCAGGAUCUCCGCUCGGCAACUGCGAACCGGGACUUCUUUCUGGCAGAGAUUGGUAAAAGGUAGAAUGCCAAAUCAGUCCAUAUACCAUAAGCUUAAGCAUACUAUGCGCGUGAUCUAGAAUGUACGUGUAGCACCAAUUAGCCUAGUUUAGUGUUAACAUAUAGUACUGUAUAAAGCGUAGGGAUUUUUUCAAUUUUCAAUUCGAAUGGUUAGCCUAAGUCGAGUCAGUUCUGUGUGUCAUUUGUGUUGAAGUGCACAGGUUUCCCUGUCGAAUUUCGCGGGUUUUCAAUUGGCACUUUGGCAGGUCUGGAAUGCAUUUAUUUUUAUAUAUUUAUCUUAUCGUCUAUUUGCCUAUAACAUGUCGAACAAGUGCAGUAUAAACAUCGACCCAAACAAAGCCCAAUUCCAGCUCCACAAUCCAAUCCUCGACCAGGAGUCAAAGCCAGGCCAUGUGCGUGUCGACCGAAAAUGAGUCUCCCGUUUUCAAACAGAAUGCAUAUGCUUUCGCUGUUAAGUAAAUAUAUUUAUAUACGACUAAGUAGUUUGUCCAAUGUGAACAUGUGUGCAAAUAAAUUCUAUUAACUACAA
Messenger RNA from Drosophila santomea, 6574 nucleotides. It is a transcript of the gene Cad74A, whose product is annotated as cadherin-23. Gene Ontology annotation, cellular component: plasma membrane. Gene Ontology annotation, molecular function: calcium ion binding. The record is from RefSeq and is a predicted model, not a curated record. NCBI's taxonomy places the organism in Eukaryota, Metazoa, Arthropoda, Insecta, Diptera, Drosophilidae. Gene Ontology annotation, biological process: homophilic cell-cell adhesion. Bases 402 to 5864 code for a protein of 1820 amino acids. The transcript is spliced from 9 exons.